Molecule: messenger RNA, 1044 nt
Organism: Chironomus riparius
Lineage: Eukaryota; Metazoa; Arthropoda; Insecta; Diptera; Chironomidae
Source: the annotation of a GenBank genome assembly
UCAUAAUAGACGUCCAAAAAUUCUUGAUAAUGCUUAUCUCUCAAUGACUUAACAGUGCAUCCAAAGAUAUAGUACAUCAGAUCCAAAACAGGCGAGCUAUAGCGUAUAAUUUGAAAGUCCAACAAACGAAUAGCAUUUGGAGUUCCGCUCUGAGAAGAGAAAUUAAUUUUUAACAUAUAUAUGAGUAUGAGCAUGCGUCGCGUAAGAUAAAAAAAGAAUUUUAGUCCAUUGAAAUUGAAAUGGAUAUAAAGAAAUUAAUAGAAGAGAUAGAGAAAUAUCCAGAAAUUUGGGAUCCAAAACAUCACUUAUAUCAUCAUAGACCAAGAAUCAUUGAAGUGUGGAAUGAAAUCGCAUUGGAAACAGGAAUACCAAAGCCCAUCUGCAAGUCUAAGUGGAAGUCUUUACGCGACAACUAUCGUCGAGAAUAUAAAAAGUUACUUAAACUUAAAAUGUCAAAUAGAAUAGCAAUAAGUGGCUGGAUCCACUUUAAUAAUUUAGAAUUUUUAGAAAAUGUUCUCGACAAGCGACAAAUUCAAUCUCAAGUUCUGUACGAAAAUGACAGCUCAAACUUGCAAAGUAAUAAUGAUUUAGCUAAUGACGAUAUAGAAACGAUUGUGAUUGAGCCUAGUGAUGAUGAUGAAUGUAAUUCAGAGUCUAAUAAUUAUAAUUAUGAUUAUGUGAAACAGCAACAAGAACAACAAAGGUUGAGAUUAAUUAAUCAACAGAAAAUGAUUCAAGAUUGUUGUCCACAUCCACCUGGUGAUGAAAUCAUGCACUUUUUCAAGUCUAUAACUCCAUAUCUAUCAAUGAUGGAUCCCACAAUGAAGUUAAGGGUUCGAAUAUCAAUUCAGGAAAUAAUUUUGAACGAAAUAUCAAGAAAGACAGACUUAUUAAAGAAAGAUCCACCUAUGGAUGCAAAAAAAUCAUCUGAGAAAGGAACAAGAAAAAAGACUGAUAAUUCAGCAUUAAAUGCUGUACCCAAACGUGUUAGCAAACGUGUUAUAAAAAGAAAUCGUAAAUACUUUGAGAAGUAAACAAUUUUUU